AUGUCCCACGCCUACGCCAUGACGGGAGCCUCUUCUGCCCACCCCUACUACCCCCUUGGAGCCAACAUCGUCGGCUAUUCGCCCAACCAAACCUCCGUCCUUGAGCUACUCGUCACGGCCGGUGGAGGCUGCGCGGGCCUUCUCGGAUUGACCUUCGCCGUGGCCAGUUAUGUGCGACCAACGCUGUGUAUGGCCGAUCGGAUCUGCAUCUUGUGGUUCGUGCUCUCUGGCACCCUCCACUGCUUUUUCGAGGGCUACUUCAUGGUUCACCAUGAGCAUAUGGCGUCGGCGCAGGACUUGUUCGGGCAGCUGUGGAAGGAGUAUGCACUUUCAGACUCGCGGUACAUGACCUCAGACACGCUGGUGCUGUGCAUGGAGACGAUGACCGUGUUGCUGUGGGGACCUUUAUGCUUCGCUGUUGCAUAUCUGACCGCAACUCGGCAUUCCUUGCGCCACCCGAUCCAAAUGAUUGUGUGCAUGAGCCAUCUCUACGGCGAUACGCUGUACUAUGCGACGAGUCUCUUCGACCACUACGUGAACGGUCUGCCUUACAGCCGACCAGAGCCGUACUAUUUCUGGCUGUAUUAUUUUUUUAUGAACUUCAUCUGGAUUGUGGUUCCCUUCUACUACCUUUUCGACAGCAUCAGCACACUUUCGGCCGCUAUUCGGGCCCAGCAGGAGUCAGGCGCGACGCGUAAAGCCCAGUAG
Penicillium canariense is the source of this 708-nucleotide messenger RNA. RefSeq names its product EXPERA domain-containing protein. Bases 1 to 708 code for a protein of 235 amino acids. The transcript is spliced from 4 exons. Gene Ontology annotation, biological process: sterol biosynthetic process. Gene Ontology annotation, cellular component: endoplasmic reticulum; membrane. NCBI's taxonomy places the organism in Eukaryota, Fungi, Ascomycota, Eurotiomycetes, Eurotiales, Aspergillaceae. The record is from RefSeq and is a predicted model, not a curated record. Gene Ontology annotation, molecular function: steroid Delta-isomerase activity; C-8 sterol isomerase activity; cholestenol delta-isomerase activity.